CUCACCACCGCAGGCAGCCAUCCAAGUUCAACACUGCCUUUCGUCCAGCUGCAGGUCUCGUAAUUCUCCUGCGUCAAUAAAUGGGAUGGUUUGAAACACUGCUAUACCUCCGAUAUAAACAGCGACAGUUUAAAGAGCUUGCGGGCUAUAUACCCUCUAACACGAGACCAUGGACAAAUCCUUCUUCCGCCGCCAGUCCGACGCCUCUCGAGGCAGCUCAUCCAACGCCCUCUCCUCCCCCUCCUCCCACGAGCUAAACGACCUCCUCCCACGCCCCUACUCUGACCACCCCUCCUCACGCGACCGCUCCCUUUCCUCCACUGGGGAAUCGCGCUUCCCCGCCUACUCCUCAGCCCCUCGAUCCGACCGCUCCCGCUCACAGAACAAACACGUCCAGCUCUCCAUACCCCCGCCGAUAACAGCGAGCGUCCUGCUACCAGCUAUAAACUUGACGUCCUCUGUAUCCUCGACACAGACGCUCACACCACGACUUAGCGGGAGGAAUAUCGCGCCUUUGAUACGGAGGGAACGGGCGCUACAGGCGGAGAUACAGGAACUUCUCGAUGCUCAGUCCGCCGCUCUAUUACGUGUGCGCGCAUCACCGAAAUCGCAAAAUGGCAACACCGGCGGCGGCGGGAGGACCUCUAAAUCCCCGUCCAAGCAAGCAGCCACCCCGCGGACCCUGCAUACAGCACGUCUCGGCAUCUUACGCGCUCUACACAGCCUUCUCGAGCUCUCACAAACGAAACACUCCAUCCUCCUCAGCACACACACGACCCUCCAAGCGACCCUCACGCAACUCACGCACUGGCAGCGUAAACUCGCGGACCUAGACUCAAAGAUCCACGCCCUCUCCCCUCCCCCCUCCAUCUCCGCCCCCUCCGCAACUUCUCCGCACCGCAACCACUCCCUCCCCCCUUCCAACGACCGCUCCCUGCUGCCUAAUGACAUACCCGCCCUCGACCGCGAGAUUAACAAUCUCGAAGCGAGGUUACACACCCUCCGCACCCACCGCCGGCUCCUCUCGCGCGCGCUGCUCGAGCAGAGAAGUAGGCACGAGGCGCAGGCUAGUAGCUGGGUUGGCGCGAAGCGCGAAGUUGAAAGUGAAAUCUCUGCGUGGCUGAGGAGGCCGACAGAGGCGCUGGGACUGGAUGGCGAAGUGGCGGGGGAGGGGGGGGAGAUGGAUGCUUUUCUCUCCUUACCCCCUGGACGAAGGACGUUGGGGGGGGCGAUCGAUGCUAUCCGCGCUGUUAUGGCGGAAGUCAGAGCGCAGAUGGAAUCCGUAGAGCGAGAAGGCGACGCCGUAGAGAAAGGCGCGGGGGUUUGGGAGAGUGUGUUAGAGCGGGUAUUGAUGUUUGAAAAAGAGCUGAGGGUGUGGAUGAAAGGAGGUGCUGGGGGAGCGGAGGAGGUGCUGGAAAAAAUGGGGAGGGUGGGGGGAGAGAUUGAGGGGUUCGCGGGGGUGGUGGAGAGGGAAGGGUGGACGUUGUUGGUUUGUGCUGUUGGGGCGGAGUUGGAGGCUUGGAGGGAGGGAGAGGGGGUUUUGAGGGGGGUUGUUGGGGGGGGUGUGGUUGCUGGGGUGGAGAGGGGGAUGAGUACUUCACCUCACCAAGGUCCGGGGAGGGGGGAUGAGGAUGUGAAGGGGAAGGGGAAGAGAGUCGAGAAUUUCAACUCCAGCAUGGGCAGCGAAGGCACGGAUAUCUGGGGAAGCGCCCUUGACACUCCCAACCCCUUACCGGACGACGAUCUCAACAACGCAUCUCACCCCGCCACCUACUCCCCCGACGACUUAACCACAUCUCAGCACCCUCCCCGAUCUCUCAGCCCAACACCAAGUCCGAGCCCCACUUACCCCCGUCCCCGCAGCACGAGCCCGGAGGCAGAUGGAGACCCAGAUUUCAAUAUCGAGCUUGAGGGGUUGAAGUUGUCGGGCGGGACACCGACGAUCAGGAGUCCUGCGUUUGGUGGUGGUGGGGGUGGGAGUGAAAUUGUGACGAAGCCUGGGAAGGAGAGAUAUAGGGAUAAUGAUGAGGAGGAGGAUGACGAAGGGCCGGGAGAGGAUUUAUUGACUGAGCUGCCAACGGAGGGGUAUAGAGAUGCGGAGGACGAGGAUGAUGAUGAGGGACCGGGAGAUGAUUUAUUGGUUUCUCCUGAGGAGAAGUAGGGGG
Molecule: messenger RNA, 2165 nt
Organism: Pseudogymnoascus verrucosus
Lineage: Eukaryota; Fungi; Ascomycota; Leotiomycetes; Thelebolales; Thelebolaceae
Exons: 2
Coding region: 170-2161 (663 amino acids)
Source: RefSeq, a predicted model, not a curated record